Messenger RNA from Naegleria lovaniensis, 1935 nucleotides. RefSeq lists its product as uncharacterized. Bases 1 to 1935 code for a protein of 644 amino acids. The transcript has a single exon. The record is from RefSeq and is a predicted model, not a curated record. NCBI's taxonomy places the organism in Eukaryota, Heterolobosea, Eutetramitea, Acrasida, Naegleriidae.
AUGUCAAUGCCAGCAUCCAUUGCUGAGCUCAGCAGCAAUGCUUCCAGUGCCACAUUUAACCCUUCGUCGCCAUCUCUAGCUGUAGAUGAGGCCAUGUUUCUAGAGGGAGCUGGUAGCAGCAACCUCAAUCAUUCCAACCAAGAUGAAGAAGACUAUCAUUCCGACUCUUCCUCCGAGUCUGUGCAUAGCACUUCAUCCCAGGAAUCAUCCCAAAAGAAGAAAAAGUCUUCUUCCCAAAAGAAGAAGAGUUCAUCCUCCAAAAAGAAAGAAGUCAAGCAUGUGCGAGGUGCUUGGACCGAAGAAGAGGACAACCACUUGAGAAAGCUUGUUGAAAAGUUUGGAGCCAAAAAGUGGUCACAAAUAGCUCUCGAAUUGCCUGGUCGAAUUGGAAAGCAAUGCAGAGAACGUUGGUACAAUCAUUUGGAUCCAUCCGUAAAGAAGGAUUGGUGGACUCCAGAGGAAGAUCGUAUCAUUAUCGAGUAUCAUGAAAAGCAUGGUAACAAGUGGGCUCAAAUCGCUAAAAUUCUGGACGGAAGAACGGCCAAUGCUAUCAAGAACCAUUGGAAUUCAACACUGAGACGUGUCGUAGAAAAAUCCAAAGAUAAGGCCAAGAAGAGUGGAGGCGUUUGUGAAAUUGUAUUGCCUCCUUGUCCAAAGAGAAAGAAGCCAUCCUCUAAGGGAGGGUCGUCCUCAAAUGACAAGAUACAAUCCAUGACCAUCCAGCUCCGUUUCAACACGACCAGUAACAAACUUUUGGAUAUCAAGACAACGAAGGUUGUCACCAGCGACGGAGAGGUGCAAUCAGGAGAUGAGGACGGCACUGACGACUCUGAAAACAAUAAGGUUUCAUCGUCCUCUCCCAACUCAUCGACCAAGAUGAAGGAGUCUCUCAAUGAUGAGGAAGAGGGAGUUGCGGCAACAAGCAAGUCACGCCGUCGUAGUAAGGGCUCAGCAUUGAGAAAGAGAAAGAAACCUGCUCGUGACUCUGAUUAUGACUAUGAAGAAGAGGAAGAAGAAGAGAUUGUCAGUGACAAGGAAGAACCAAGUCGACCAUCAAGGGGAAGACGCUCCUCCGUUCGUAAACCUCAAACCACUGCCGCUGACGAAGAGGAGUAUCAUUCUGAAGAGUCUGAUCAUGAGGAUGACGAGGAAGACUUGACAUCAGAUCACAACGACUCUGAGGAAGAGGAAAAGGUAUCGUCCACCAAGAAACGAAAGCUCUCAUCGUCCUCAUCUAGCAAGAAUGUGAAACAUGUUGCCUCCUCAUCUUCCAUGUCGUCCAAUGCUGGAUCCAGUUCUUCUUUCAGCUCUCACCAAGUUCCUUCCCUCACUACUGAUUAUUCUUGUGCAGAUCCAAAUGCAGCUACCGCAACCACUACUACUACUUGCUUGUACAAACCUAACAACUUCUUCUUCUCCCAACCUUCUACAAGUUACUGCUUCCAAAAUGUACAUUCCCAACCAACCAAUGACAUUGGCAACGUCACGAUGCAGCCUCAGUCACAACCUCAACACACCAUGUACGACUAUUUCGAUUUUGACCUUCCAUUCCUUGAGGAGAACUCUUACCAGCAACCUACUACAUCAGCAACAAUGAGCAACCGAAGUAACAAUAAUAGGCAUCAUCACCAAAUGCAAACAGUGGCAGGCUCCUCUUCUUCCCAUCAUUAUGCACAGUGUCCAUACGCUGCUGGAAGCUCUUUCUCGCGAAAUACUGUCCCAAACUCGAAACAGCAACAACAGCAAGUCUUCUAUUCGAGUGAACAAUUGCAAAGGAUGAGGCAAUCUUUCUUGGAGGAUUUGUGGAAUGAUGACACAGAUUUCAAGUCCAUUGUCGAAUCCAGGAGGUUUGACCCACAAUACUCUGCCGAGUAUUCUUCAUCGGAUUUGGGCGCUGAUUCUGACAUUAACUUCUUUCUGGAUUUUACCUUCUAG